AUGGGUACAGCGCCGUGUUACAAAAAGAAAAAUGAGGAAGUGAAAGUGGCUCACCGGGGACAUUUGAGUGAUAAGAGUAUGAAAUCUAACAAUGAGGACUUUCCAGAGUAAUAGGGUGAAGAAUAAGAGGAGGAGGAAGAAGAAGAAAACAUAGUUUAUGAUUACAUUUAAGGUGAAUUGAUUUAGGAGGGAUGUAAUGUAUACUCUGCAUUGAAUACUCUAAAUGGGUAACUUUUGGCAUUGAAAAUUUUCAAAUUAAGUUCGGAAGAUGACUUUGAUAAAGUGAUUAGUAUAGUGGAUAUUCUCAAAAGGUUAGAAUUCAAGAAUAUCCAUCAAAUAAUAGGUUGGGAUUACUCAGUAUUCAAAAAUGAAGUAAUCUAAAAUGAAAUUAAAAUACUCAUGCCUUACGAGAGUGGAGGCUCAAUCAGUUGGUUAUUGUAGAAAUUCAGUUCAUUUUCUCCUCAACUUGCUAUUAUGUUUAUGAAGCAAAUAUUGUAAGGACUGGAAUAUCUACACAGUCAAGGAAUACUGCACAGGAAUCUAAAAACCUCAAAUGUCUUAGUGGAUGGAGAAGCCAAUGCUAAAUUGAGUGACAUCUAUAUUCUUAACAAAUACAAACUAUCCAUGUACAGUGCUCCUGAAUGUUUCAAUGGACAGGAGUACUCCCAGUAUUCUGAUGUAUGGAGUGCUGGUUGUAUAUUUGUAGAAAUGCUCACUAAAAUGCCACCUUGGCAUCAUUUAUCCUCAGACAUUACUCUGGAUUAAAUACGAAAUUCUAUCAAUAAAGGAUAAUUAUUUCAAUUCAAACGCAUAACUAAAUCAGAGGAUAUUUUGUAAAUCUUCAAUCAAAUAUUCAAAUUGAAUCCAAAAGAACGAUCUACUCCCAAUCAGUUGCUCACUCAUUCUGCCUUUCGAAAUCUUGAAACUGAGCCAUUGAAAUCUGUGGUAAUCUCAACUAGAAAAUACUAUAAUACUAAACAUGAUGAUAGAAAAUCCUUCAAACCGUGUAAUAGCAAUAUGUCCAGUUCCAGUAUACAUGGUGGCUUGUCAGUUUCAAUAAGAAGGAGCAAUAAUCCUGAUUCAAGUAAAUAUCAAUAAGUUCUGUAAUAAUUGAAGUCUAUUCAUCAAGACUUCAAUAGAACUGAGAAUAUGUAAGAAACACAACUUCUCUCUCACAAUGAUCUAUGCAGCGUUGUAACGAGAAAGAUUCAGAUCGAAGCUAAAAUCAAGGAAAAAGGAAUUCAUUACAUUCACAAAGACAAAAAUGCAUUGGUUGAAAACGGGUUGAUCAGACCAAAGGAAGGACCUACUUAAAUUGCCAAAAUCUCUGUCAAUGGUAUCCCAGAUCAAGGAAAUAAGAAUCAAGUGCAUAAGCCUCCCAUCAAUCAAAAUAGUCAGCAAUACAAAUCCAUCAUGCACAGUGGAAGUCUAGAAAAAAUACAAACCAUUAGAUCCAGUGAAUUUGUAAAGAGCAAUGAUCAAAGCAUUGAACCAUAACCAGCCAUACCUAAUAAAUAGUUAAGUGAAUCACAACAAUUAGAAGAACUUAUGGCUUAAUAAUUUUAUUAGAAUCAAAACCAUCGCAAUUAAAAAGAGGAAAUCAAACCCAAAAUUAAUCUAAAUGACAUUGAAAAGAUGAUGAUGGAUUAAUUUUCAUCAUCCAUGCUCAAAUCAAAUUAAAAUGAAGAAGAAUAAUAACCAGAAACACAUGAGUAAUAGGAAUACUAGUAAGAAACUAAAUAUAUAAAGUCUGAAAUAAUUCUCAUGAAUAAUAAUAACAUCCAAGAUCCAAAUUACUUUGAAAAUCUUAUGUAAUAGUAAUAUUUAGAGGAAGAUGAUCAAGAAAUAGAUGAACUGUAAAAACUUGAAGAUCUUAUCCAAUAAUAAUAUUAUAAUAACAUCGAUAAAAACAACGAUAAUCAUUAGGAUUAUGUCAUUUAAAGAUAAUUAUCCAAUCAUGAUAAGUCGAUUGAACCAUUAGAAGAAAAGCAAGAGGAGGUCCUCUAAGAAAACUUAUCCAUUAUUGCUUUUGAUUAACUUGCACAGUCUCCUAAAAAUGACAACGAAAUGUUAAUAGAGGAUGAUUUUAUAUAUAUGUUAUGA
Messenger RNA from Paramecium tetraurelia, 2103 nucleotides. RefSeq lists its product as uncharacterized. The record is from RefSeq and is a predicted model, not a curated record. Gene Ontology annotation, molecular function: protein kinase activity; ATP binding. Gene Ontology annotation, biological process: protein phosphorylation. Lineage: Eukaryota; Ciliophora; Oligohymenophorea; Peniculida; Parameciidae. The transcript has 8 exons.